Messenger RNA from Phodopus roborovskii (desert hamster), 581 nucleotides. RefSeq names its product serine peptidase inhibitor Kazal type 2 (gene Spink2). NCBI's taxonomy places the organism in Eukaryota, Metazoa, Chordata, Mammalia, Rodentia, Cricetidae. Gene Ontology annotation, biological process: spermatid development; negative regulation of serine-type endopeptidase activity. Gene Ontology annotation, molecular function: serine-type endopeptidase inhibitor activity; protein binding. Bases 64 to 336 code for a protein of 90 amino acids. The transcript is spliced from 4 exons. The record is from RefSeq and is a predicted model, not a curated record.
GCGUGGUGCCAGCGGGUAACUUAUUGUUGCCUCACUCCAGAGCCUUCCAGCACAACAGGGAGGAUGGCUCCCAUGAUGCUGCCGCUGGUGCUGUUGCUCCUGGCUGGGGACUUUGAAGUCUCCUCCAACUCUUUGGACUUUCCCAACUCUCACAUAGUUCAGCCUUCAGAAUUCAGAACACCAAACUGUGAUCAUUAUGACUAUCCAGCAUGCCCCAGGAACCUCAACCCUGUGUGUGGAAGCGACCUGAACACUUACGGGAAUGAAUGUACCAUGUGCAUGAAAAUCAGGGAGGAUGGUAACCCUCUUAAAAUCAUCAAAGAUUCACCUUGCUGAUGGGCGAUUUACACAAGAGCAGCUGGAGAACACCCUACUCCUGGUAGAAUCCCACCCCUUCUUUCUCGCUUUCCUUGUCUCUUUCAAUGGUUCCCGUUAAUGCACCUUCUCUGAGAGGAGGUGUGGAAGACUUCUAAAACUCCUGCUCUGGGCUUCUGCCCUGUAGUUCACUUUAGUUGAGCCUAUAGCCCUGGUGACUUUUGCAUUGCUUUACUUACAGGGAAUAAAAUGAGCAUUAAGUUCAA